Theobroma cacao (cacao) is the source of this 2771-nucleotide messenger RNA. Its product is annotated as receptor like protein 27-like. NCBI's taxonomy places the organism in Eukaryota, Viridiplantae, Streptophyta, Magnoliopsida, Malvales, Malvaceae. The record is from RefSeq and is a predicted model, not a curated record. Gene Ontology annotation, molecular function: protein binding.
UCGCUUGUUUCUUAGCUUCUAGAUAUGGGAAGGUUAAUCCGGUCGCAUCAAAUCCUUUGUCUCCUCUUAGUGUUAAUCUUGCCUUUUGGAGUCGAUUGUUCUCUGAGUUUCUCUUCCCCUUCUCUUAAUUAUUCAACUCCUUUAUGCCUACCAGAAGACAGCUCUGCCUUGCUCCAAUUCAAGAACACCAUUUCUAUUGAUGAUUCUGACGAUCCUUUCUGUCGUGAGUCAAUGACUUCCUCCCCCAGGACAAACUCCUGGAAGGACAGCACAAACUGCUGCUCAUGGGAGGGAAUCACGUGCGACAAGGUGACAGGUCAUGUGAUCGGUCUCGACCUUAGUUGCUCUUUGCUUGUUGGCUCUCUUCCUGCAAACAGCACCCUCUUCCUCCUUAGAGGACUCCAACAACUCAACCUUGCUCGUAACAAUUUCCAGCAGUCACAACUUCCUCCCACUUUGUUCAACCUCACAGAACUUACUUAUUUAGAUUUAUCAUUCAAUAGACUAGAAGGUCUCCUCCCAAAUCAUGUAAGUGGGCUUCAGAAUCUAAAAAAAUUCCGCUUAACUGACAACUUAUUAAGUGGUGGAAUUCCAUCUUGGCUUUUUUCUCUGCCAUUUUUAGAAUAUUUAGACCUCAGCCAUAACAGGCUCACUGGUCCAAUCGAGCAGAUUCAAAAGUCUAAUUCAAUUCAACGACUUCAUUUGGCAAAUAAUGACAUACAUGGUGAAAUACCAAGUUCUUUCUUUGAUCUAGCAAAUCUUACUUAUCUUGAUCUUUCUUCAAACAACUUGAGUGGCAGCAUCAAGUCAGAUAUGCUUCCAAAGCUCGAGAAUCUUGAAACACUCGAUCUUUCAUCAAAUAAUUUUAGUGGUGUCAUCAAGUCAGAUCUUCUUUCAAAGCUCAGGAAUCUUAAAACACUUCAUCUUUCAAAUAACAAGCUGCUAUCGUUGAGUAGUGGCAGUGAUGUUAACCAUACUUUUCAAGAGCUGGAGACCUUAUCAUUCUCUUCUUGCAAUGUAAAUCGAUUCCCGAAUUUUUUAAGAACAGGGAAGAACUUGAAAGAUCUUGAUCUUUCCUGUAACAAAAUUCGUGGCUCCAUUUUCAGGUGGGAAUUAGAAGGUUGGGAACAAUUGACCACUUUAAAUCUUUCUUACAACUUACUGACUAGUUUAGAGCAAUUUCCAGGGAAUAAUCUUAAAACCCUUGAUCUUCGUUCCAACCUACUCCAAGGUCCACUGCUAGUUCCACCCCCUUCAUUGCGACAACUCUUCAUUUCAAAUAAUAGUUUGACAGGAAAAAUCCCUCCUUUGAUUUGUAAUAUGACUUCACUUAAUACUCUUGAUUUGUCUAUAAAUAAUUUGGGUGGAAUUAUUCCAACAUGCCUCGGAAAUUUUAGCUAUUCUCUCUCAACCAUAAACCUACGGAUGAAUGACUUUCAUGGCAAAAUCCCCGAUUACUUUGUUGAGGGUAAUUUGUUGACGUAUCUUGACCUUAGUGACAACCAAUUCGAAGGGUUACUACCACGAUCCUUGAUUAACUGUACUUUUUUGAGAAUUUUAGAUUUGGCAAAUAACAAAUUAAGCGAUACCUUUCCCCAUUGGUUAGGUGUACUUCCACAGCUGCAAGUUCUUAUCCUUGGAUUUAAUAGAUUUCAUGGACCCCUGGACAACUCGAUAGUUACACCUCCUUUUCUGUCAUUGCAAAUAAUCGAUCUCUCUCAAAAUGAGUUUAGUGGCCUCUUGCCAACAAAUUUCUUCCAAAAUCUAUAUGCUAUGAAAUCUGCCCGAGAAGGUAGUCUUCCAGACAUAGUCAAAAGAAUUCGUUAUGAAAGUCCAAUCGAUAGAGAUGGUCAGACUUCUGUCAAUGUGAGAUUUAAAAGGUUAGAGAUGAAGCUAGAGCUGGAAAAAACAUUGCUCAUUUUCUUUGCCAUAGAUUUUUCAAACAAUCGAUUAUCUGGAAAAAUCCCUGGGGUCAUUGGAGAGCUUUGCUCAUUGCGAUUGCUCAACCUCUCUCACAACAUCUUGACCGGUCAUAUCCCAUCAUCGCUGGGGAACUUGGUAGUGCUUGAAUCAUUAGAUCUCUCAUCAAACAAGCUUGGCGGUAGAAUUCCUUCCCAAAUGACAAACUUGACAUUUCUUGAAGUGCUAAAUGUUUCGGAAAAUGAUCUUGCAGGACCCAUUCCCAGUGGGAACCAAUUUAACACUUUUGAUAAUGAUUCCUAUAGCGGCAACAUGGGAUUGUGUCGCUUGCCAUUGUCAAAGCAAUGCGGCAACGACGAGAGAUCAAAAUCUCCUGCACCAAAGUUGAUGGAAGAUGAAGGUUCUGCAAUAGCUUUCAUUUGGAAACUUGCAAUGAUGGGUUACGGAUGUGGAGUGGUGCUAGGCUUGAGCACGGGAUACGUUGUGUUCACAACUGGAAGACCGUGGGGGUUGGUGAGAAUGGUUGAGAGAGAUUGGCAAAAGAAUGUUUCAAAGUGGAUUAAAAGAAGAAGAAACUAGCACUGCAUCCAAAAUGCUUAGUGGCGUUUUGAACUGAAUCCGAAGGAAGAUGGACCCGUGGUUCUGGGUUCAUUUCCGUGGCAGUGGUUCGAAUAAUGGGGGUGUUCUUAGUGGAUAGCUUGCUUUAUUUGUUCGGCUUUGAUCAUAUUACUUGUGUUCGAAUAAUGGGUGUCUUUAUUUGUAAACUUUUUAACUAGAUUAUGAGAUUAUGAUAAAUUAAUGUUUAGACUUUCUGAAAUUACUUAUCAGUAUUUUUUGGGGUAUGUUGAAGU